This is a messenger RNA of Rana temporaria (common frog), 1567 nucleotides long. Its product is annotated as retinol dehydrogenase 12-like. NCBI's taxonomy places the organism in Eukaryota, Metazoa, Chordata, Amphibia, Anura, Ranidae. The transcript is spliced from 5 exons. Bases 180 to 1142 code for a protein of 320 amino acids. The record is from RefSeq and is a predicted model, not a curated record.
AGUGGAGCUUGUGAUUGCGGUCCACAGACAGGAUAUGGUGUCGGUGUGUUCAGUGACAGCACAAAGCGGGCGGAGGAGGGAGACAAAGCCGGGGAUCCCUGAUUCUACACACUGACGAGGUGGAGGUGACUGACAUCAUGAGCGGAUCUGCUGUGUGAUCUUUCCUUCCAGAGGACACCAUGUACGUGCUGGUCACUGUGCUGGUGGCAUUAUUUGUUACCCUUUAUUUAAAGUGGUUUAAGAGCAGACGCCCAUGUCUUGAUGUAAAAAGGCUGGAUGGCAAAACUGUCCUCAUUACUGGUGGAACUUCUGGUGUUGGAAAAGAGACAGCCAUUGCUUUGGCAAGACGUGGUGCCCGUGUCUGUAUUACAUGUCACGAUGAACAGAAAGGAGAGUCUGCUGUACGAGAGAUUAAGAAAGAGAGUUCCAGUAUGAACGUCCGAUUCUGGUGUCUGAACUUGGCAAACCUGCAAAACAUACGCAACUUUUGCAGAGAGUUUCUGAAGACUGAAAAACGCCUUGAUAUCCUUAUAAACCUCGAUGGAGUACCAGCUCUGCUGGACUGGACCGAUAACGGAUUCAGUAUGUGUUUUGGAGUCAAUCACCUUGGACCUUUUCUUCUCACCAAUCUACUUCUGGACCGCCUCAAGCAUUGUGCACCAGGCCGUAUCGUUAAUGUCACUUCUAACAUUCACAAAUAUCAGAAGCUGGACUUUGCAGACCUUAACUACAAUGUAGUGCCACUUUUUGCAUACUGCAAGAGCAAACUGGCAAAUGUUUACUUUACCCAGGAGUUGGCUCGGCAGGUGGAGAGGCAUGGCAUAUCUGCAUGUGCUGUUCAUCCAGGUUAUGUUGUUGACGAGUGGACAUCCCGAUUUUCAAUCCUGUUCCGCAUAGUGAUGUAUGUCUUCACUUCUAUGUUCUUCAUCUCCAGCCAGGCAGCUGCUCAGACUGUAAUAUAUUGUGCUGUAUCUGAUGACAUUCUCCAGCACAAUGGAGGUUAUUUCUCAGACUGUAAACCAUGCACGUUGCAGCCACAUGCACAGGACAGUGGAAUUGCUAAAAAGCUUUGGGAAGCAAGUGAAACAAUGGUUGGUCUUACCUCCUCUCCGAGGGAACAUUUAGCUACAAGAACACGAUAGCAUUGAAAUGAUCAAGGGUCCACAAAAACUCAAUGCCAAUCCUUUUAGUGUGGAUUUUUUUUUUUUUUUUUUUUCUGAAUGCCAACUGUUUAAUUUCCCACCACUUUCGGGUCUUGUGGCAUUAGAUUCAGUGGGGACACAAACCGCAAAAACAAUGUUUGACAUUUACAUAAGACAAGAAAAUAUUCUACACCAGAGGGCCAACACCCAGACUUGCGUUUUAUCUGUGUUUAAUUUAUUUAUAUGAUGUAAAAAAAUUGCAUGAAUAAUUAUUUUCAUUGUUCAUUCAAAGCAAGUUUGAUCUGUUAUUAAAUUAUUUAAAUUCAUGUCGGCGAAGACCUGUCAUUACAGCAGCCAGAGGUGUGAAAACUGCUUUGCCUCCUACUACUAAGGAUGAUUUUGAAUAAAUGACGCACAUAAAAGUC